UUGCCUGAUGUUGGUUUUCGUUUCUCCAAAGGGGGACUGUUCAUGCGUUCCACGGUGCAGGAGCACAGCGCGUUCAGGUUCGCUGUCCAACUCUACAACACCAAUCAAAACACCACUGAAAAGCCUUUUCAUCUCAACUACAAUGUUGACAACCUCGAGUCCUCCAACAGCUUUUCGGUCACCCAUGCAUUUUGCUCGCAGUUCUCCCGCGGGGUGUAUGCCAUCUUCGGAUUCUACGACAAGAAGUCCAUGAACACCUUGACCUCAUUCUGCGGUGCACUGCACACUUCCUUUGUUACGCCCAGUUACCCCACUGAUAAUGAGGUGCAGUUUGUCAUCCAAAUGCGUCCUGCCCUCAGGGGUGCAGUUCUCAGCCUGCUCUCCCACUACAAAUGGCAGAAGUUUGUCUACCUCUACGACACCGACCGAGGUUUCUCUAUACUGCAGGCCAUCAUGGAGGCGGCAGUUGCCAAUAACUGGCAGGUGACUGCUCGCUCUGUCAGCAGCACCACCGACGCGGCCGAGUUCAGGCGCAUCAUCGAGGAGAUGGACAGGAGGCAAGAGAAGCGCUAUGUGAUCGACUGCGAGGUGGACCGGAUCAAUACCAUACUAGAACAGGGAUUUUCGAACGUGAGCCUGGACAAAGUCUUCGCCGGUGGAGCCAAUAUUUCAGGGUUUCAGAUAGUCAAUCCUGAAAAUACGAUUGUGCAGCAGUUCAUGCAACGCUGGGAGCGACUAGAUGAAAGAGAAUUCCCAGAAGCUCGGAACGCUCCUCUGAAGUACACUUCGGCUUUGACCCACGAUGCCAUCCUCGUGAUAGCGGAGGCCUUCAGGUACCUCCGGCGCCAGCGUGUGGAUGUGUCUCGCCGAGGCAGCGCCGGAGACUGUCUCGCCAACCCCGCUGUACCUUGGAGCCAGGGCAUAGACAUCGAAAGAGCUCUGAAAACGGUCCAAGUGCAGGGUAUGACCGGGAACAUCCAGUUUGACAACUACGGCCGCAGGACCAAUUACACUAUAGAUGUUUAUGAGAUGAAAACAGGUGGGCCGAGGAAGAUUGGGUACUGGAACGAGUACUCGCGAUUUGUAAAUAUUAUGGACCCGCAGGUCUCCAACGACUCCUCAGUGGAAAACCGAACCAUUGUGGUCACUACUAUUAUGGAAGCUCCUUAUGUGAUGUACAAGAAAAAUUAUGUGCAUCUGGAGGGGAAUGACAGAUAUGAAGGCUACUGCGUCGAUUUAGCAUCUGAGAUUGCCAAACAUGUUGGAAUUAAGUACAAACUGUCUAUAGUAAUGGAUGGAAAGUACGGCGCCCGAGACCCUGAGACCAAGACGUGGAACGGGAUGGUGGGUGAACUGGUCUAUGGGAGAGCAGAUAUAGCUGUUGCACCUCUCACCAUUACUCUGGUUCGAGAGGAGGUGAUAGACUUUUCCAAGCCUUUUAUGAGCUUGGGGAUCUCCAUUAUGAUAAAGAAGCCGCAAAAGUCCAAGCCUGGUGUUUUCUCCUUCCUGGACCCGCUGGCCUACGAAAUCUGGAUGUGUAUAGUGUUUGCCUAUAUUGGGGUGAGCGUGGUCCUGUUCCUGGUCAGUCGAUUCAGUCCUUAUGAGUGGAAUCUAGAAGAGCAGGACGAGACCAAAGACCCCCAAACUCCCCCUGAUCCUCCCAAUGACUUUGGUAUCUUCAAUUCCCUCUGGUUCUCUCUGGGCGCCUUCAUGCAGCAGGGCUGUGACAUCUCUCCCAGGUCACUGUCAGGUCGUAUCGUCGGCGGUGUGUGGUGGUUCUUCACCCUCAUCAUCAUCUCCUCCUACACAGCCAACCUGGCUGCCUUCUUGACAGUUGAAAGAAUGGUGUCACCCAUAGAAAGUGCUGAAGACUUGGCAAAGCAGACAGAGAUCGCAUACGGCACUCUGGACUCAGGCUCCACAAAAGAGUUUUUUAGGCGAUCCAAAAUAGCCGUGUAUGAGAAGAUGUGGUCAUACAUGAAAUCUGCCGAGCCCUCAGUUUUUGUUAAAACCACACCUGAUGGCGUGGCCCGGGUGCGAAAAUCAAAGGGCAAGUUUGCCUUUCUCCUCGAAUCCACCAUGAACGAGUACAUCGAGCAGCGAAAGCCGUGCGACACCAUGAAAGUGGGAGGGAACCUCGACUCGAAAGGCUACGGUGUGGCGACACCCAAAGGCUCUGCAUUAAGAAAUGCUGUUAACCUGGCAGUUUUAAAACUGAAUGAGCAAGGCCUCUUGGACAAAUUGAAAAACAAAUGGUGGUACGACAAGGGAGAGUGCGGCAGCGGGGGAGGUGACUCCAAGGUCAGCCUCGAUGUCACCACAAUCGGAACUCCUGUAAACCUUGCAGUAUUGAAACUCAGUGAACAAGGCAUCUUAGACAAGCUGAAAAACAAAUGGUGGUACGAUAAGGGUGAAUGUGGAACCAAGGACUCUGGAAGUAAGGACAAGACAAGUGCUCUCAGCUUAAGCAAUGUGGCGGGUGUCUUCUAUAUUCUGGUUGGCGGGCUGGGGCUGGCCAUGAUGGUGGCUCUGAUAGAGUUUUGUUAUAAGUCACGACAAGAAACCAAGCGCCUUAAAUUGGCCAAGAAUGCCCAGAAUUUUAAGCCGGCUCCCCCGACCAACACCCAGAACUUUGCCACAUACAGAGAAGGCUACAACGUUUACGAUACAACUCCACUGUCCUCUACAACUGUGACUAAACACCUAAAGAAAACAAGGCACAGGAUCACGGGGAUUGUGCUGCAAGCCAAAUCCUCUCGGGUGGACAUGGCACGAUAAUCUGCAAUGACGACACGACUGGACUGGUCACGGGAAGAGCCCAAGAGGUUCCCUCCUCUCAGUGCCUUAAGAAACUCUGAGUCCAAUCAAUGCAACUCAUUCACAAUGAUAUUGCUUUUUGCUUGAAACUCAUACAAAAUAGAAGAAUAGAAGAAAAGUAUAUUCAUACAUACAUACAUAUAUUCCUAUACACAUAUAUGUAUAUAUGUGUGUCUGUAUGUGUGUGUAUAUCUAACACGAAUGAGAGAACUUAAAGCCAUCAUUUGCAAACUAAGCACAUUUUGAAGUGCCAGCAAGACAAAUCUAAUUGGUUUCUUUUUAUCAAUAUGACCAGAUUACUCUUCAUCCUGCUACCAGAUUUUCACUGGUUCUGUGUGUUCAAAUAAUUUUAUUAGAUCCACUCAGUGCACUGUAAGACACUGAUUAUUCAAUAUUUGCUUUUAUACUGCUGUGAGUCACUACUAAUGAUCAUGUACUUAGUGUAAAAGAUAGAUUUAUUUCACCGGAGACAUUCAGCCCAAAACAAAGAUGCGUGUUGUUUGUACUCUGAACUCUGGUGCUGCUGCCGCUGUCUUCUGAGAGUUGGAUGGGACUUGUGAUGAAGAGAGGAUGGUCUGGUUUGGCACAGACUCUCCAGGACCAGGUCAUGAUUCGCACUUCCAAUACUGCCAAGUGUGUGUUUUGUGUGAUGAGUGUGUAAAGCCUGAGUCAGGAAAAUUUGUUUGUGAUUUGCAGUUUGUAAAAUAUCGAGGGAGAAUCUUUCCCAGAAGUCAUUCAAAUCUCCUUUACAUGAAAGUAAAAACAAACAAAAAGGGUAAUUUAAUUGUAGAUUAACUGCAGUCCAAUUAAUGGAUAACAGUAAUGGCUUUUUAACUGUAGAUUUUUGGAUUCUCUUACAUUUCUUUCUUUGAGAAUUGCACAUUUUACAAGCUGUGGUUUGCCUUUAAUUUGAUUUCCAUUCAUGAAAAAUAUAGUGUUUGGUGACUUCACUUAGUAAAUGAAAAUGAAAAACAUAUGAAUACAACAGAAAUAGAUUUAUACAAGGUUAUACUGGGGCAAGUCCUGAGGCUUAGCCCAUUUCCAUUUUGCUGUAAGCAUUUCUUUCAUGAAAACUGUGAUUCCAUAGGAUUUAGGAAGAUACUUAUCUAAUCACCUGAAACUAUGGGCCGAUAGUUUUAUAUAUGAAAAUAAAAAGACAAUGUGAAGAAAAAGAGCAGAAAGAGAAAUGUGUACAUUUAGAUGAAUGAGAAGUAUUUAUAUUAUAUGAUGACAGAUCGGUUUUCCCCCUCUGUCUUGUUUUUUUGUUCCUUUUGUUUCUUUUCUUUGUUUUUUCUAAGAAACUGCAUGCGAAAUCAGCAAUGCUUGACGAGCUCUGUUACUCACAAUCUGACCUUAGUAUUAAAAGCCAAGCUCUGUUAAUUCUUUUGUAAAUGGUUUCACUUUCUUUCUGUUCAGCAGGCCUCACUUUCUGUAGUAACAAAAAUCACCAGGCACAGUAGUGGGUACAAAAGAGCAAAAGAUGCAUGCAUAAUUUGAUGAACCUCAUUAGAGGGGCACUGUACAGAGAAUUUUAAUACAUUUUGUAAAUAAAGUGUACAGAAAGUG
Menidia menidia (Atlantic silverside) is the source of this 4383-nucleotide messenger RNA. The record is from the annotation of a GenBank genome assembly. NCBI's taxonomy places the organism in Eukaryota, Metazoa, Chordata, Actinopteri, Atheriniformes, Atherinopsidae.